Messenger RNA from Vespula pensylvanica (western yellowjacket), 1842 nucleotides. RefSeq names its product cyclin-H (gene CycH). The coding region runs from base 469 to 1467 and encodes 332 amino acids. The transcript is spliced from 9 exons. The record is from RefSeq and is a predicted model, not a curated record. Gene Ontology annotation, molecular function: cyclin-dependent protein serine/threonine kinase regulator activity. NCBI's taxonomy places the organism in Eukaryota, Metazoa, Arthropoda, Insecta, Hymenoptera, Vespidae. Gene Ontology annotation, cellular component: transcription factor TFIIK complex; nucleus. Gene Ontology annotation, biological process: DNA-templated transcription; regulation of transcription by RNA polymerase II; regulation of cyclin-dependent protein serine/threonine kinase activity.
UCCAAUAGAUUAGACGUGUGAAAGAUAAUUCGCCAGUCGUUCUCUCUAAACGUUUUAUAUAUCGUUAUAUCUCAUCGUAAUUUCAUAUAAGAAUUCUAUCACAUUCAUUUCGUUUUUACUUAUUAAUUAAUCAUGACACGUAACACGCAUGUUAAAAUUUUAUAUUUGACUUUAACUUGAUUAUAACCAAGGUGGUAUGUACGACGAAAUGCAGGUCAACUUCGUUAACAACAGUCACGAGUCAGUCGUCGAAGAACGCUCAGCUGGAUUAGACCUGUGGAAUAUAUAAGGUGCCAAUAAUGUUCAACGGGAUUCGGAAAUGCUCGGAUGGUACUAUAAAGAACUAGGAACGUUUCAGGUGUCGUUCGUACCGACGUGUCUGCGCAUGAUACAACAAGCUAUGCUGCCCUCUAGAUAGCAAUUGAUUUAAUUAGAAUUUAUUCUUCAUUCUGGCGUCUACGUAUAGAAAUGUUUCCUCAAAGCUCGCAAAAUAGAUUUUGGAUGUUUAGAGACGAGAAUGAAUUAACGGCGUUAAGAGAGAAGACGAAUGCUGAUUUCAUCGAAAAACAUGGUGCCAAUAUGUCUCCACAAGAAAGAGAGGCACAUUUUCUCUCCGACAACGAAGAGCGUACACUUCUCAGAUUUUAUGAAUUACAAUUACGUGAUUUCUGUCGUCGUUUUACUCCUCCAAUGCCUAGAGCUACUGUUGCUACUGCUCUACAUUACUUCAAGAGAUUUUAUUUAAGGAACAGUGUAAUGGAUUAUCAUCCAAAAGAGAUAUUAGUCACAUGCGUAUAUUUAGCUUGUAAAGUUGAAGAAUUUAAUGUUUCAAUAUCUCAAUUUGUUGCAAAUAUUAAAGGGGAUAGAGAAAAAGCAUCAGAUAUUAUUCUUAACAACGAAUUGUUACUUAUGCAACAACUGAAUUAUAAUUUAACUAUUCACAAUCCAUUUAGACCUGUGGAAGGAUUAAUGAUUGAUAUUAAGACACGGUAUACUUCGUUAGAAAAUCCAGAGAAAUUGAGGCCACAUAUAGAUGAAUUUCUAGAAAGAGUUUUCUUAACAGAUAGUGUUUUACUUUAUGCUCCAAGUCAAGUUGCUUUGGCUGCAACUUUACAUGCAGCAUCCAGAGCUUCUGCAAACUUAGACAAUUAUGUAACAGAUAUAUUAUUUCCAAGUGAACAAUUAGGAGGCAUAAUUGAAGCAGUUAGAAAAAUAAGAUCAAUGGCUAAAUGCGUAGAACCACCAUCGCGCGAUGUUGUAAGAGCUAUAGAAAAGAAAUUGGACAAAUGUAGAAAUCAGGAAAAUAAUCCUGACAGUGAGAUAUAUAAACAAAGGAUGCAAGAAAUGUUGGACGAAGAAGACCUACAAGAUAAUGAAAAAUAUGCUAAGAUCAUACAAGAUCAAGCAGCUCACGAUGAAAAGACUUUAGGUGUUAAUAAAAUGUUAUCAUCGCCAUCUGCAGUUUGAGAAAAAUUUUCGUUUAGAUAUUUAUCAUGGUCUCAUUCACGAAAUAAUUUAUUAUCCCAAUUUAAUUCCGUACAUAUAAAAGAAUUUUCGUUAUUUUUUAUUCUUUUUUUUUUUUCUACGAAAUUCACUCAUUCAAGAAUUUAUUGGAAAUUUUUUGUCGUUCGAAUUCAUAAUAAUGAUUAGGAAAAAAAUUCGGUAGAUACCAAAAUAUAUGUACUCCAAUGUAAUUAGAAUAUUAUUUAUUUUGUACGUAUAUUAAGUAUCCUUAUUAUAAAUGCAAUUAUAUAAAAAGAUAACAGCGAGAUAUCAAUGUUCGAACGAGCAAUUUCUGUACACGUAUUGCACCUCUCGUCAAUAUAAUAAUUAACGAAUUAA